Messenger RNA from Capsella rubella, 748 nucleotides. RefSeq names its product calmodulin-1. The transcript is spliced from 2 exons. Lineage: Eukaryota; Viridiplantae; Streptophyta; Magnoliopsida; Brassicales; Brassicaceae. The record is from RefSeq and is a predicted model, not a curated record. Bases 81 to 530 code for a protein of 149 amino acids. Gene Ontology annotation, molecular function: calcium ion binding; enzyme regulator activity.
ACUCCCAAAAAAAUUAAACAUUUCAGCAAAAACAAAGAGAGCGAAGAAGAAGAAGAAAAAGACGAUUUCUCGAAGAAGCUAUGGCGGAUCAACUCACUGAUGAACAGAUCUCUGAAUUCAAGGAAGCUUUUAGCCUCUUCGACAAAGAUGGCGAUGGUUGCAUCACAACCAAAGAGCUGGGAACAGUCAUGCGUUCACUAGGGCAGAACCCAACAGAGGCAGAGCUCCAAGACAUGAUCAACGAGGUUGAUGCAGAUGGAAACGGCACAAUCGACUUCCCAGAGUUCCUGAACCUGAUGGCAAAGAAGAUGAAAGACACUGACUCAGAGGAAGAGCUAAAAGAAGCAUUCAGGGUAUUCGACAAGGACCAGAACGGUUUCAUCUCGGCUGCUGAGCUACGCCAUGUGAUGACCAAUCUUGGUGAGAAGCUAACUGAUGAAGAAGUUGAAGAGAUGAUCCGUGAGGCUGAUGUUGAUGGAGAUGGUCAGAUCAACUACGAGGAGUUUGUCAAGAUUAUGAUGGCUAAGUGAUUGAAGACAACGACGAUGACCUAUUAUCAUGUUUCUUAAUGCUUUUUAGGAGUUUUAACCAAAGAACAUUUGCAUGAUUGGUGGAUAAACUGAGCUUUAAACAGACUGGAAUUUGAGACUUUCUUUUUUUUCUUCUUUCUGGUUUUUAUGACUUUUGUGUGUGUAAUGGAAAACAAAGUUAUGUUGGUUGGAAAUAGAUGGUCACACCCGAAUCUAAA